Messenger RNA from Nothoprocta perdicaria, 5785 nucleotides. It is a transcript of the gene ACAP2, whose product is annotated as ArfGAP with coiled-coil, ankyrin repeat and PH domains 2. Lineage: Eukaryota; Metazoa; Chordata; Aves; Tinamiformes; Tinamidae. Gene Ontology annotation, cellular component: endosome membrane; cytoplasm. Gene Ontology annotation, molecular function: GTPase activator activity; protein binding. The record is from RefSeq and is a predicted model, not a curated record. The annotation marks the transcript as partial. The transcript has 25 exons.
UUUCAAACGUAUAGGGCUGCCUUAGAAGAAGUCGAAGGAGAUGUGACAGAACUGGAACUGAAACUCGACAAGCUGGUGAAGCUUUGUAUUGCAAUGAUUGAUACUGGGAAAGCCUUCUGUACAGCCAACAAGCAGUUCAUGAAUGGAAUUCGAGACCUGGCACAAUAUUCGAGUAAAGAUGCAUUGGUUGAGACAAGCUUGACAAAGUUUUCUGAUACCUUGCAGGAAAUGAUCAAAUACCACAAUAUCCUCUUUGACCAAACCCAAAGAUCAAUUAAAGCACAACUUCAGAGUUUUGUUAAAGAAGAUAUUAGGAAAUUUAAAGAUGCCAAGAAGCAAUUUGAGAAAGUCAGUGAAGAAAAAGAGAAUGCUCUGGUAAAAAAUGCCCAAGUGCAAAGAAACAAGCAGCAUGAGGUAGAGGAGGCGACUAAUAUUUUGACUGCUACAAGGAAAUGUUUUCGGCACAUAGCUCUGGAUUAUGUUCUUCAGAUCAAUGUUCUUCAGUCCAAAAGGAGGUCAGAAAUCUUAAAGUCGAUGUUAUCAUUUAUGUAUGCUCACCUGGCUUUUUUCCAUCAAGGCUACGAUCACUUCAGUGAGCUUAGGCCCUACAUGAAAGAUCUUGGUGCACAGCUGGAUCAGUUGGCUGUAGAUGCUGCAAAGGAGAAGAGAGAUAUGGAGCAAAAACACUCCACUAUUCAGCAAAAGGCUGCUUUGCAGGAUUACUCCAGUGACGAUACUAAAUUAGAGUACAAUGUAGAUGCAGCCAAUGGCAUCGUUAUGGAAGGUUAUCUAUUUAAGCGAGCCAGCAAUGCCUUCAAGACAUGGAACAGGCGCUGGUUCUCAAUACAAAACAACCAACUUGUGUACCAGAAGAAGUUCAAGGAUAAUCCCACGGUGGUGGUUGAAGAUUUGCGACUUUGUACAGUUAAACACUGUGAAGACAUAGAAAGGCGUUUCUGUUUCGAGGUGGUUUCACCAACAAAAAGCUGCAUGCUUCAGGCUGACUCGGAAAAGCUGCGGCAGGCUUGGAUUAAGGCUGUUCAGACCAGCAUUGCUACAGCAUAUAGAGAGAAAGGGGAUGAAUCUGAGAAACAGGAAAAGAAAUCAUCCCCAUCUACUGGAAGCCUAGAAUCUGGCAGUGAGACAAAAGAGAAGUUGUUGAAGGGAGAAAGUGCUCUCCAGCGGGUUCAGUGCAUUCCUGGUAAUGCUGCCUGCUGUGACUGCGGCUUGCCAGAUCCUCGCUGGGCCAGCAUCAACCUAGGAAUCACGCUGUGCAUCGAGUGCUCUGGGAUACACAGGAGCCUAGGAGUCCACUUCUCAAAAGUAAGAUCUUUAACACUGGAUUCAUGGGAACCUGAACUUCUAAAGCUUAUGUGUGAAUUAGGAAAUGAUGUCAUAAAUAGAAUAUAUGAAGCAAGGUUGGAAAAAGUGGGAGUGAAGAAGCCACAAGCUGGAAGCCAGAGACAGGAGAAAGAGGCAUACAUCAAAUCAAAAUACGUGGAAAGGAAGUUCGUAGAGAAGCAGCUUGCACAGGUACCUCUGCUUGAAUCUGGAACGAAAACAUUGCCUCAGAGUCAAGAGGAGAAGAGGCAGAGCGGCGCUGAGAAAUCCCUUUUGGCAGCGGUUGCUGUAAGUAGCGACGAGGCGAGGCGGGAGUCUCUGUUCUGUCCUGAUGAACUAGAUUCACUCUUCUCCUACUUUGAUACUUCUUCAAAACUACGUAGUAUAAGAAGCAGUGACAGCGGGAUCCAUCAGAGUGCUGAUGACAGCAGAGAACACCUUGCCUCAACCAUAUCAGCCAACAGUUUGUAUGAACCAGAGGCAGAUAAGCAAGAGUCUCCUGUGCUGUGUGAUUCCAAGCAGUCCAAUCCAGGGCUGCAGCUUUAUCGAGCAGCYUUUGAGAAGAAUCUGCCCGAUAUGGCGGAAGCUUUGGCCCACGGAGCUGAAGUGAACUGGGUCAAUGUAGAAGAAAACAAAGCAACGCCGCUCAUUCAGGCCGUGCGGGGGGGCUCUUUGGUUACUUGUGAAUUCCUACUGCAGAAUGGUGCCAAUGUGAACAACAGGGAUGUGAAAGGAAGAGGACCCCUGCACCAUGCCACAGUUCUAGGACACACUGGACAAGUAUGUUUAUUCCUAAAACGAGGAGCAAACCAGCAUGCUACUGAUGAAGAUGGGAAAGAUCCAUUGAGUAUAGCUGUAGAAGCUGCAAAUGCAGAUAUUGUAACAUUGUUGCGUUUAGCAAGGAUGAAUGAAGAAAUGCGUGAAUCGGAAGGACUGUAUGGACAGCCAGGAGAUGAAAUUUAUCAGGACAUUUUUCGUGACUUUUCUCAAAUGGCGUCAAAUAAUCCAGAGAAGCUAAACCGUUUCCAGCAGGCAGACUCUCCGAAGUCUUAGGUUGUCAAGAAGGACAAGAAUCAAACCCCAUCCUUCUCUUACAGUGCAAGUUUUUUUGUCCUUUUUUUUUUUAAGAAUGAUUUAUAAGCAUUUUCCUAGAUAUUUAAUAGUUUGAAUAAAGUGACCACUCCAGUGUAGCUUUAGACUGUGGUAGCUGGGGAAAUAAAUGUAUUCUGGGGAAAUGUUGCUCUGCAGUACAUAUACCUCAGCAGUUCAAAAUGCUUAAAGAGAAGUGACAAAAUGAUUAGAUGGCCUUUGCUAGUGAGUAUUUACUGCUGUCAUCAGUCUCACUGUUGCCAUAAAGAACAUGCCCCUGGCCAGGAAAUCUUCUUUUUAUUUCUCAGUCUGUUUGAAAGGGAAACUGGAUAGUGACUUACUGAUUUGUCUUUUGAUUUGUGAGCCCCUUAUAAGAUCUUAUUCCCACUGAUAGACUGUUAAUAACUAGACAUAGUAACUUAAGCUCUUCUGCAAGCUCUGUUUUAGUGCAACCUUGAACACCAGGCUGGCCUUUAUGCUCGUGACUGCGGGUCAGUCACAAUAGGUAUAUACCUGGAAGGACCAAAUUUCUAAGAGCAGUGUAUUUUCCUUUUUUAAUUUCUUGCUGUGAAGAGAGUUUUCUUUCAGAUGAGCAUAUGGAGCCUUUCAUGAAAAAGUAAGUUUGAUCCUGCUGGACCCCUCGUCCACUAUCUUGACUUCAACAUUACAAACUUGAGACCUAAAAGUAGACAUUGAGCCAAAGGACACUUAAUGCAGAAUUGUCAGGCGGAGGCUGUGUCACCUUUUCCCUUUGCUGUUCUGAGUAUUAGCCCAAAGCCAGCUAUAUCUAAAAGCACUCGUGUAAUGCAGACAUCUUAAAUUUAGGCCAGCUGACUCUUUAUAUCACAGCAUGUAUAAUAUAAUCCGCAAUACUGUAUAUACUAUAAUCUGCAAUACUGUAUAUACAUACUUAUUCUCUAAGGUGUGCAGGAAAAAAAGAGGAAUUUGCUAAGUAACAAGUGAACUUAGUCCCUAGCAGUCCUCACCCUGAGGACAGCAACCCAGGAUUUUUCAGUAAGCUCCAUUCUGCAGACUUGCAUGCGUAAACGAUGUCUGCAGAGAUGUGCUCAUGUAUGAGGAUCCUUAAUACCUACAUAAUAAUCUCCCAAAGCUCCAAGCCAGUGGAUGCAAUUCUCUAUACUCUAUUUGUUUUGAAAAUGUAGGGAUAAUUUUUAGGUAAAGUAAAAUCAAUGUGAAUUUUUUUUUUACAUAGUCCUUAUUAACCAUAGCAGUAAGCUACCCUGCUGUUUAAGUGUAUUUGGGAAAUGAGCUAUCAUUUUUCUCAAGCUGACUUAGCCAAAAUGGAUUUUUGUAAAUUGUGGUAAAAUUAAACUUUCUAGCAUGGUAUUUGWAACAAAGUAUUUUAUGUAUUUAUCAUUUUGCAGCAAAUGUAUAACAACACACGAAAUAUGGAUGACUCUUGAUGCUGAAUUAAUGGCAUUUUAGAAGUAUUUUGAUAAAUACUUUUUCCAAGUAGAAGCAUCUAUAAAACAGCUUUGCUUUGUAUAUGGUAUAAUUAUGCUGAGAAAAGCUGUUUCUGCCCAUUUAAAAAGUGCAUUUAUUUUGAAUAUUAAGAAACUUAAUCUCAUCUGUAAGCAAUAGCUUCUAAUAAGCUGUUUUUAAAUAGCUGUCUAUGAAAUGUAUCUGAUUUGUGAGUCCUGAUGUGUAGUACUUAAGAGCAGUAGAUCUUUAAUUAGUCCAUCGUAGGAAACAGAAUCCCCAGUGUACAGAUGGGACAAUGUAAGAUAUGGCUAUGUAUAGCAUAGACUUUAAAUAUAUGGUGUUUUCUAAAGAUUCAUGUCUUCUGUACCUAUGUGACAGGCAAUAUACACGGCGAGUGGCUGUAAUGUAAAGCUUAAUGGCAUAAUCACCGUCCUGCGGUGCUCGUGGGAACGCGGAUCCGGCCUCCGUGUCGGAGGGCCCUGGCGGGGAGCCCCAUCCCAGCGCUGCUGCUCCCCUCGCAGGUCCUCCUUGUGCUCCCGGCCCCGUGGGAGCAGAGCCAGCUGGGGCUGUUCGUGCUCGGUGCCCUGCGCCUCGUGUGCACGUCGCUGCUCUGCCCAGGAGCGACCRCGGCGGCUCUGCUCCCCUCCAGCCCCCAGGCUCCUUCCCUGCUCCUUUAGGUACGCUGAGAAAUGCAUCUGCUUAAAGCACGUUUCAGAUCGAUGUGGCACGUGUGUUAGCGUGUUCCUCAUCAGCAAAAGUGAAUAUGCCAUUAAGUUAUGAAAUGCACUGAGGGUUUAUUUCUCCUGGACGUGGGCAACCUCAGGGCUCCAGGGCCUCCAUCCUCUGCAGGCCUCCGUCGUAAGCACGUGUCCCAGUCUGUGCAAAGGUUGGGAGUUGCCAGGCGAGUUCUAGAUCCAGUUCUAGUGUUCUGCUGAGUAGUACUAGGAAACUUCUGCUUUUAUUACAAUAUGAAUCUGAAGAUAACUUGAAAUCUAGGUAGUAAAGCUCUGCCCUGUGUUAACCUCAUCUUGUACCAUGUAGCAGGUCGUGGGAAGCUUCAAUUCCAAUUCGGGUUUCUCCAGAAGUAUGAAAUAUAAUAGCUCACAGUCAGUGGGAUGCAAAACAAUAAUGAGCAUUCAUAGGGAUUUUCAAUAAUUUUACCAUAUAAGCCACAAAAGGAUUUUAUGUUCCUCUUCGUCAGGGCUAGAUAAAGUGUUCCAAAAGUCUCUUGGAACGACAAAUGUGUAAGAGCUCAACAUAUAUUCUAACCUCUUCAUUUCAGAGAUAUAGUUUACUUAGGUUGCAUGUUGAGUUGUUGUCUCAUUACAGGUCUAUACUGUUUUGAUCGUUUGAUUAGGUUUCCCAUUUUAUGGAAUGAUUCCCUGUUUUCUGUUGGUACUGUGCAUAUAAACAUUUCUGAAUUAUCUUACUGAAUAAUGCCAUUGAAUUGUAUUUGACAUGUGGAAAUUCUGUCCCAUUCCAAGUCCAAGUGACAUGGUAGUCUGUAGAAGUCUUGCUUCACUUUCAYGAGCUGUUUAUCAAUACGUUGUAGAUCUUACCUCCUUCCCUCCCUAUCUUCCUUACCUCCCUUCUACUGAUCAGGAUAAAAUCCAGCAAGUCAUCAAAAUCAGUGGCAGCUCUUGCACUAUUUUUGGAGGCUUUGCACCUUUAUAACAUUACUGUGUUAAAGGAUGCUGUAUUAWUACUGCAUUUUCCACUCCUUAGGUUUCUCUAUUUAACCUGUAUAUGUGCAGAGCUUGAACACCUGUAGCAAAGGGAGCAGCCCUUCUGCCUGCUGCCAGCAUAAUCCUCUGUGCAAAAGGAAUUUUCUCCUAUUUUGCGUUAGUAUGUCAGUGCUCAGCAGGUUAUUAUCAGGGCUCUUUGAAAGUGCAAAAACUUACGGAGAAAAAGG